Sordaria macrospora k-hell is the source of this 1914-nucleotide messenger RNA. RefSeq lists its product as uncharacterized. The record is from RefSeq and is a predicted model, not a curated record. NCBI's taxonomy places the organism in Eukaryota, Fungi, Ascomycota, Sordariomycetes, Sordariales, Sordariaceae. Gene Ontology annotation, biological process: transmembrane transport. Gene Ontology annotation, cellular component: plasma membrane. Gene Ontology annotation, molecular function: transmembrane transporter activity.
AUGGCUGCCGACCUCAAGAAAUCCGGCGGGCACCCCCACCCCAACCCAGUAACAAUCACCAUAGAGGUAGCCGAAGCCGCCGGCGCAGCCACAAACACAACCACCGAAUCCGUCGCCGGUCCCGCCGCCCCAGUCCCGGCCACCUCUUCCGAUCCCACAACAGACCCAACCAAAUCCUCAUCCAGCAGCACCUCAGCCCCCGACGAACAAGUCUACCCCAAGGGCCUCAAACUAGUCCUCAUCAUCGCCUCCCUCUGCCUGGCCGUUUUCCUGGUAGCUCUCGACCAAACCAUCAUCGCGCCUGCUCUGGGCGCCAUCACGCAAGAAUAUGGCACAGUGAAAGACAUAGGCUGGUACGGCGCCGCCUAUCUUUUGUCAACAACAUGUCUACAGCCGACCUACGGCAACUUGUACAGGAUGUUCUCCGUCAAAUUCGUCUACCUGUGCGCUAUCUUCCUCUUCGAGAUCGGUUCCCUCGUCUGCGCCGUCGCGCCUACCAGUACCGCGUUCAUCGUGGGAAGAGCAGUAGCAGGCAUGGGCACCGCAGGCAUGUUUUCCGGCGGCGUGGUUAUUUUAUCCUACACCUUGCCAUUGCGGAUCCGGCCGAUGGCCUUCGGUCUAAUUGGUGCCAUGUGGGGCAUCGCCUCCGUCGCCGGCCCGCUGCUGGGCGGCGCGUUCACAGACAGCAAAGCCACCUGGCGAUGGUGCUUUUACGUCAACUUGCCGAUUGGCGGGGUGGCCAUGAUUGCGAUUUUUGUGUUCUUGCACAUCAACCGGGAGGAUAACCCCAUGGGACUGACGGUGCUGGAACGGGUGAAGAAGCUGGACUUGGUGGGCACGGCGGUGCUGAUUCCUGCGAUUAUCAUGUUGCUGCUGGCGCUGCAAUGGGGAGGGGCUGAGUAUGCUUGGGGGAAUUCGCGGAUUAUUGGAUUGUUUGUGGGCGCGGGAGUGAUGGGACUGAUGUUUGUGGGGAUCCAGAAGUGGAAGGGCGAUCGGGGCACGAUUCCGCCGCGGUUGUACAGGAAUCGGAAUGUGGUUUGUGCCAUGUUUUUUGCCUUCUUUUUUGGGGCGGGGUUUUUUAGUUUGGUUUAUUAUUUGUCCCUCUACUUCCAAGCCAUCAAAGGCGACAGCGCCGUCAAAGCCGGCAUUAAGCUGCUGCCCAUGCUCAUCUCCGUGGUCAUCACCUCCGUCACCACCGGCGGCCUCAUCACCGUUGUGGGGUACUACAACCCCUUUAUCCUGCCGUGCAUGGUCCUCUUCAGCGUCGGUGCGGGCAUGAUCACCACCCUCGGCAUCAACAGCCCCUUGCGCGAAUGGUUCGGCUACCAAGUCAUUGCCGGCCUUGGCAUCGGCGUCGGUUUCCAGACCGGCGUGCUCGUCGUCCAAAAUACCGUUUCUCUCGAAUGGAUCCCCAUCGCCACCGCCUGCGUGCAGUUCCACCAGUCCAUCGGCGGCGCCAUCUUCAUCGCUGUUGCGCAGUCCGUCUUCCAGAACGGCUUGUCGGCGGGUGUCAAGCGGAACGCACCCGGUAUCCCGCCGGAGAUCUUCAUUAAUAGCGGCGCUUCGCAGGUGAGACCGAUCUUGACGCAGAUGGGCCGCGAAGACCUGAUUGAGCCUGUCCUCGAGGCGUAUUUGGAGGGACUGAGACACAGUUAUUACAUCACGGUGGCGUGCGCAUGUUGUGCGUUUGUGGUGGCUUGCGGGUUGGACUGGAAGAAGAUUCAGAGGAAGAGGGGAGGCAAGAAGGAGGGUGAUGGUAAUAACGAGGAAGCGGGGGAGCAGAAGGUGUUGGCUGAUGAGGAAGCUGGAGGAGUGGAGAACAAGCCGACAACGGCUGUGAGUGCGAAUGCGAGUGAGGAGGUGAAGCCUGGAGGUGUUGAAGAAGGAGAAGGUUUGAAGGUUUUGAACGGAUGA